Molecule: messenger RNA, 1370 nt
Organism: Acaromyces ingoldii
Lineage: Eukaryota; Fungi; Basidiomycota; Exobasidiomycetes; Exobasidiales; Cryptobasidiaceae
Product: putative diacylglycerol acyltransferase type 2b
Exons: 8
Coding region: 40-1167 (375 amino acids)
Biological process (GO): triglyceride biosynthetic process
Cellular component (GO): endoplasmic reticulum membrane
Molecular function (GO): diacylglycerol O-acyltransferase activity
Source: RefSeq, a predicted model, not a curated record
CUCAUCUGUGCCGCCCGCCGACCGAAGAAGGCAAGACAAAUGACUCGGGAGCCAGCUUCAGCAACGGCAGGUGACCGGGCGGACGUGCAGUCGCCCAACGGCAAUGGCGAAGGGGAACCCGGGACUGGAUCGCACCAGGGACCAGGCUGGUCCGACGGCUUCUCGUUGGGUUCCGAGGUGAUCCGCUUCGCACCACUCUCGAUUCCUCGUCAUCGCAGACUGCAGACGUUUGCCGUGCUCUUCUGGGCGCUCCUGUUGCCCAUUGCCAUCUCGGCCUUUCUUCUCGCCCUCUCCAUCCCGCCGCUCUGGCCGCUCAUCUUCAUCUACCUCGUCUGGAUCUACUUUGACGAUGCACCCCAGUCGGGAGGCAGGCGCCUCGAGUGGGCCCGUCGCCUGAGCAUCUGGCGUUACUUUGCAGAGUACUACCCCGUAUCUCUAAUCAAGAGUGCCGAUCUGCCACCGGACAAGCCCUAUGUGUUUGGCUAUCACCCUCACGGCAUCAUUGGCAUGGGCGCCAUUGCCAACUUUGCCACAUCUGCCACCGAAUUCCCCACGUCGUUUCCCGGCAUCACGCCUCACCUGCUCACGCUUAACUCCAACUUCAACAUCCCCAUCUACCGCGACAUUCUCAUGGCCAUGGGCCUCUGCAGCGUCAGCAAGCGCAGCUGCGAGCGCAUCCUGCGCAAGGGAAAGGGCCGCGCAAUCACAAUCGUCGUCGGCGGCGCCAGCGAGAGCCUGAGCGCGCACCCGGGCACGGCUGACUUGACGCUGCGCCGCCGCCUGGGCUUCAUCAAGAUUGCCAUUCGCAAUGGCGCCGCUCUGGUGCCGGUCUUUUCGUUUGGAGAAAACGACAUUUACUCGCAGCUCGUCAACGAUGAGGGAACCAAAGUACACCGCUUCCAAAAGUGGUUCCAGAGCAUCUUUGGCUUCACCCUGCCCCUGUUUCAUGGCAGAGGAAUAUGGAUCUCGGUUGGUCUGAUGCCGUACAGACACCCCAUCGUCUCGGUCGUCGGCCGGCCGAUCCAGGUCAAGCAGAAUGCCAACCCGUCCAAGGCCGAGCUGGAGGAGGUGCAGUCGCGGUACAUUGCCGAGCUCGAGCGCAUCUGGGAGCAGUGGAAGGACGCCUAUGCGGCCAACCGAUCCAAGGAGCUCACCAUUGUCGACUAAGCUUUCGCCCUAUACACCUUCUGGAUAGCUUCCUUUUCCCUCCUUCGUAUUAUCACAUCGCUUGGUUGCAACGUUCUUUUCUCAUGCACGGCUACAGCCGCACAUUCGUUCGUGUAUGGACGCGCGGCCUAUUGCCAGUGCCAUCGGGAGACAGUGGAAGAGACCUAUGGCAAUGGAGAUGCAGAUGGAUGGCUGAUGUACAC